AUGCGGCGGUCUCCAAAUUGCAAGAAAGAUGUGGUUUUGAAGAGAGGACCAUGGACAGCUGAAGAAGACAAACUACUGACGGCUUACAUUCAACAACAUGGCCAUGGUAGCUGGCCUGCCUUGCCUGAGAAAGCUGGACUUCAACGAUGUGGAAAGAGCUGUCGACUGAGGUGGAUUAACUAUCUAAGACGUGAUAUCAAAAGAGGAAAGUUUAGUUUACAGGAAGAGCAGACCAUCAUUCAACUCCGUGCCCUUCUCGGAAAUAGGUGGUCGGUAAUGGCAGCUCACCUGCCAAAGAGAACAGACAAUGAGAUCAAGAAUCAUUGGAACACACAUCUAAAGAAAAGGCUAAUCAAAAUAGGUGUUGAUCCUAUAACUCAUAAACCUCGAACAGAUGCCUCAAGUUUCCCAUCUGGUUCAGGCAAAUAUGCUUCAAAUUUGAGUCACAUGGCUCAGCGGGAGAGUGCUCGGCUCGAGGCUGAAGCCAGGUUGGUCCGUGAGUCAAAACAGGUUGUGCCAAAGCCUAUCCAACCAAAGAACCAGCUUACCCGCCUCCUUUUGACGCGGCUGAGCAACAAUUCUACGGCUACACCAGGCAGACCGAUGUGCCUUGACGUACUCAAAGCAUGGCAAGGUGUAAUUGCUGGCAUGUUUGCCUUCUCCAGCCAGGAUCUUGGGUCCCUUACCUCAACUCCUAGCUUCCCAGACGGAACAGUUCGAGCCCCUAUCAUUGGACUCACUGCCACUGGAUCUACAGAUGGUGAAAUGGGAUUUGAUAAGAGUACUUCAGCUGGAUGGGGAGAAACAGCAAUGGAAUUACACAGCAAUGGAAGGACGGGCUUCAGCAAUGAUGCAUGGUUUGAGGACUCAGUGUUUGAUGUAGGAAAUGAAAAUGUAGCUAUUGCAAAUAUAAUGGAGGGUUUGUCAGAUGCUUUAAUUUUUAAUUCUGAUCCCUUAACGGCUGUUGAGAAAUCGAAUGAAAGUGGCAACAUAGUGGAGAAUAGUAACUGCUGGGAUAGUGUACUCAACUUGGUGAAUUCUUCUCCGUAUGGUUCGCCUGUCUUCUGA
Molecule: messenger RNA, 1068 nt
Organism: Durio zibethinus
Lineage: Eukaryota; Viridiplantae; Streptophyta; Magnoliopsida; Malvales; Malvaceae
Product: transcription factor MYB16-like
Source: RefSeq, a predicted model, not a curated record